UUUCCAGCAGAUGUCAAAAGCGAAAUUAGAAAUAUGGCGACGCCAGAUAUGUCUAUCGACGACCAAAUCGAAGAGAGAAUUUUCCUCUAUAAGGAAUUAAUCGUGGAAUGUGUUAUUGCCUCUGAGAUACUGGGACUAUUAGAUUUUAUAGACAGAGCUAAAAGACAAGAAUUAAGAUUACUACAAAAGGAAAAAGGAAGUAUCAUAGCAAUGGGACGACUUUUGGAUGUCAUCAAGGAAUCACAGGAAAAGAACAAGUGGUCCCAGUUUGCUGACAGCCUGUGUGCGGCAGAUUAUGAGUAUUUAGAGAAAACUUUGAGAGGACAUGAGGAAGACAGCUUUGCCAUUUCCAACUCAACGCAUCACAGGAAAGUGAUAGAAUUAAUGGGCCCGAAAAUCCAGAAGAAACUUGACCCCGUUAACUUAAUGCAAAGUUUGCAUUGCUAUGGGGUCCUCAAUAAGCAAGACAUGGAAGAGAUUGCAGCUGAGCGAUACAGUCGCGGGAAUAUUGCAGCAUCAAUCGUUCUUCUUGACCGGAUCCCAAGAAGACAUAAAGACUGGUAUUUUCAUUUCCUGCAGGCAAUUCAUGAGGCUGAGGAAGGCAAGCAAGAUGACUUAAUCAACUCACUGGAUUCCCUUUUCCUGGAAAAGUAUGAAGCAAAGAAAAGAGAUGAUCCAAAGAUACAGAAAUAUAAACCUGUCCACAACAGCCUAUCACUGUCGACAGAUCAGGAUACCAUGGAAAACUUCGCAUCAGGAUAUGGUUCAGCUUUCACUAGUGAGAACUAUGCACCACCUCCCCCAAACAGUCUUCCAUACAACAGGGAACUCUCUGAUAAACCCUCAAUCGUGAAGUUUUCUGGCUCUUCCUCUAUGAGCAGUGAUUUGUCCGCCCAGGAACAUUUGCUGUCAGACAUUUUGAACAGUCGCAUCAAUGAUGAAGAGCAGGAAGAGGAGACAUCUGUGAAGCAAAUCUCAGCCAAUCUCCACAGCAACCAUUCCCAAAGGAGUGGUCCAAUGUCUAGAUUACUCGCAGGCUUGGACUUUUCAAACAUUCAGGUUCCUCAUAAACAGGUAUCUCCAUCAUCUUCAUAUUCUCACAGGAGUUCAAUGUCACCACUAUCUCAUAAAACCUCGUCAUCAGCACCUACCUGUGGUCAGGACAGAAUACUACCCAACACAAGAAACAUAAGAGGAGCAGACCUGGAGAAUCAACUGAACGAGACCAAUGAGAACACGGAGAAAGCUCUUGGUCUGAAGGAGGUCAUGAAUAUAGCUACGAACACAGAUGAGGCUGAGUCUUACAUAAAUAACUGUGAUAGCCAAAUGGACCGGGAGACAGAUAACUCUGUCCCACGAGAGGGAUUGAAGUUGCGUAACUACCAGAUGGAGCUAGCACAGUCGGGAUUAAAGGGCCACAACUGUAUCAUAGUGGCUCCUACAGGAAGUGGCAAGACACAUGUCGCUCUCAAGAUCAUUGAGGAACAUUUCAAGAGGAUGAGAGGAAGGAGGAACCCUAAGGUUGUGUUCCUUGUAGAGCAGAGUGCAUUGGCAGAGCAGCAGGGUCAACAAUGUCGCCAGUAUCUCAGUCAGGAAGUCAAGGUCAUCACUGGAGAGACACAGAGGACAGAAAAUUUUCAGGAAUUGUUGCAAUGGAUUCACAAGAGAGAUAUUCUAGUGGUAACUGCUCAGUUGCUGGUCAACGCUCUGCUAGCGAAGGAUGUGAAUAUCACACAGUUCUCCCUACUCGUGUUUGAUGAGUGUCACCACUCCAACCUAAAACACUCCUUCAACAGGAUCAUGCAUCAUUACAUUGAUCUCAAGCUAGAUGAUGUCACAGAUAAAAAAACCUUACCUCAGGUGGUAGGUUUGACGGCCUCUGUGGGCGUGGGCAAGGCAAAGAAGAAGGAAGAUGCUAUUACCUGGAUAGAAAAGAUCAUGGCACACCUUGAUGCACAUGAGCUCUGCACAGUCCAGCAGAACACCUCCAAACUUCGUGAAUAUGUCAGCCUACCAGAACAAAGUACAGAGAUGGUUCAAGGACGAACAAGUAAUGUGUUUGGUAAAGCAAUCAACAACCUGAUGGCCAAAAUAGAACAGUAUAUGCAAGCCUCCAAACAUGCGGUAACUGUACCAGAUGUGCAGGCUACACUCCGUGUACCGGCCGGUCGAGGAACAGACCCCUACACACAGUGGCUAAGUCGUUUGUGGAAGGAGACGGCCAAAGUGUAUGACCAGGCAGCUCGUCGAUUCUUUACCACCUGUAGGAAUUACCUAGACCUUUACAAUAAGAGCCUGAUCAUCUACCAGGAUGCUCGAGUCAAAGAUGCCCUCGACUUUCUCGAUGCCAGUAUUCGAGGUAUCAAUGAACGGAUCAUUAAAGACGACACAGACAGGAAGAUGGAGCAAAUCUAUGAUGGUAGCAGGACUCUGCUAGAGAACUGUUUGUACAAUGCUGAACAAGUAAAUCCAAAACUGAUCAAGCUAAAAGAGAUGCUGGUAGAGGCAUAUCAGAAAAAAGGGGACUCUAGAGGAAUAAUCUUCGUGAAAACACGUGACCUUGUCAAGGCCAUUGAGUCGUGGAUGAAGGAUGACAAAGAUUUGAAGAAGUUAAAUCCCGUCAAGUUUGUUGGAGCGCAAGCAUCCAUUGAGAAGGGAGGUAUGACAAAGAAUGAGCAGGUGGAUGUCCUUCAGUAUUUCCGUGACGGUCAACACAAGGUCAUCAUCGCAACCUCCGUAGCAGAGGAGGGACUGGACAUACAGAAGUGUAACCUGGUCAUCAGAUAUGAUUACGUCACCAAUGAAAUAGCCAUGGUCCAGUCAAGAGGUAGAGGCAGAGCUGAGGACAGCAAGUAUGUGCUCUUGGCCGCUGAGGGAGGAAGGGCUGCCCAGAAAGAGGAGAUCAAUCUCAUGAGGGAGGCCAUGAUGCAAAAUGCGAUUGAAAAACUCCAAGAACGCAUACAGUUUAACAGAGAAGGAUUUCAGCGAAGAGUUUUAAAGAUACAAAUGGAAGAAAAGCUUGCACGUGACAUGGAAGCCACCAAGGGCCACAAGGGAGCCAUAGAGGAGGGUCAGUUUGAACUUCGGUGUGGAAAGUGUCAGGAUUACAUCUGUAUGUCGUCUGAUGUCAAAACAAUAAUGUCUGCUCACCACGCUGUGCUUUGUGAUGACAUCACUGACCGUGUGGCUGCAAAGAGGCUCAACAGGGUCCAGUACAGUGACCAAAAGUUACAGUCAGGUGUCGGCAAAAUUACAUGUCGCAAGUGUGGUUCUGACCUCGGCAAUGUCAGCAUCUUCAACGGCAUCCAGUUCCCCAUCAUCAAGAUUUCCAGCUUCAGUAUUGUGGAUGCAUAUGGGAUGGCUGACAGCAAGAAGAAAUGGAAGCAGGUACCCUUCCGUGUGUCUGAACUAUCCACCGAGGAUCUGCACGCAUUGCUUAGAAGGGGAAAUCGGAUUAAUCUUCUCCCUUAAUUAAAUCACAGUUAAACAGUUCUUGUCUGCCUGGAAAAGAGCAUCCUAGGACAAGGAUGCUAUCAGUUAAGUUUCUACUCCAGAUAUGAAAUGGUCUAGGAAGUAUUGAUACUAUCACGACGAAAAUGACAGUGACCAGGUCUGUUCAAAUGAAUGACCUUGACCCAAAUAUUUUGAACAAUGUCUUCAGUUUUGUAAAGACCAAUAACCAUUAUGUAGUAAUGAUACUAUCUGUAGCUUGUUAAGGUGUGAAAAAUAACAUACAGAAACUUUAUAAAAAUGGCUUCAUCUGUUAUUGUGCUGUAGUUUGAUUGGACAAAGGGUCAUCAAGUUGUCCUUGAAGUACUCUUGAAGUAGUAACCAGGAGACUGAUGGUAAUGAUAUCCAACAUGAAGCAUGCUGGGGUGACGGUGGGCUAAAGUAAAUAACAUUGACCCACUUUCAAGUACAAAUGUGUAAAACCUCAGUAAAUGACUUAUUCUACAUAGACAAGAUACCUUAAUGGUCAUGAUAUUUGGCCUGUUGCAUGCUAGUGUGAAUUAAAUGACUAUCAAAUCUGCUCAAAAGGACCUUAAUCUUUCAAGGUUAUAUGGGUCAAAGUGUUAAGAUAUUUACACAACUUGAUCCAAGGCUUAGGGUCAUGAUGUUGGAUCUUUAGCAUGCUUGGACAACGGGCCAUCAAGUUUGCUCAAAUGACGGCAUGAACAUCAAAAAGCUAGCUGUUGCAUGCUCAUAUGGGUUUAUGAAAAUUUGUGAAAUGUUUAACACAUAUGUUUGUAAUGCAUGCUGGAGUAAAAUGGCUCAUCAUUUUAGCUUGGUGGUAAGGCCAACAAGCUAUAGCUGGCAUGAAGAAGUUUUUGUUUUCAGAAAGAGUUUCAGGAAAUCUAGAUAUAGUUUUGUUACGUGUUCGUGUGGGAUGGUUUGUUAUUGACAAAUUGUAUCCAGUGCUAUUUUGAUGUGAUUUAAUUGGAAGCAAAAGGUAUUUUUAAUUAAUUUUAAAGCUUCUCUAUAGAGUAUUAUAUAAUAUAUGCAGUGGAUUUCACUUAAUAUCACAUUUCAGUUAAUACCAUCUUAUCCUAUCACUCCAUUUGUCUUUCUAUAUAUAUAUUAUGUAUCUACUUUAAGGAUUGUUUUAUAUUAUGUGAAGCGACAUGAACUCUUCUUUUUAACUGCAUGUUUUAAUGCCAGUUGUCCAUUAAAACACCUGUAAAAAUCACCUGUAGACCUACAGGCUACAAAAACAACGGUAACUUUUCUGGUUAAGUUCCCUCAGAUGCCUUUGCACACUAUCACAUCAAACAUGGAAAGCUGCAAUGAAGGUGGUGGUGGGUGUUUAUAUAUAUAGUUCAUCUUAGAAAAUAAAACACCAAAAGCUUUCAUCAAGCUAAAGACCCUUGUUCCUGCUUGAAGCCAUAAGUGUCACUUUGUAGUUCAAAGGAAUGUCCUUGAACUCUUUCAAGGUCAACCGAAUCAAUUGUGUAAAACUCUGUAGAUAACUUAAUUGACUGGUCUGAAGGAGAGAAGGUCAGUGAGUGACUGAUGUGAGCUAGUAUGCCACAUGUUUGUCCUCUUUCCAUCUUUCAUCAACUUUUCCUUCAAAACUCAAAAGUGACCAAAUUUAGUGAAGAAUAUCUUUGAGCACAAAAAGGAAUUCAUUGUAGAAAAAUUUCCCUUCUCUAAACAAUCUUAAUUCUUUUGUCCGAAGUUUAAAUAGUUUCACAGAAAUGGUUGAAAAUUAGCUGUUUGAUGGAGCACAAAAGUAGCAGUCGACUGUCCUGGUCUACAUUAUGUCCAUAAUGUGCCCAUCCUAGCUUCUCUUAGUAAAAAUCACAACUUCCUACCCAGAGUAAGUACUUUAAAUGAUAUGUGAGACUGGAAAGGGUUUGUGUGUUCAUUUUGUGAUAUAACUAGAAAAUCCAGAAGUGGGCAUGUUAUGAACAUUAUAUAUAUAUAUAUAUAUAUUAUAUAUAUAAAUAUAGAUACCUCUGUAAAUAUUGAUCUUAUUGUGUCUUGACUUUAUUUCAGUCCAGAGUAUAUUUUCUUUACAGGUGUUGAUAUUUCCAAGGCUGUGAUUAUGCAGUGUUCUUCCCAGGCUGUUUUUGCAGCAUAGAACCAUGCUCCUAUAAUUUCUUGCCAUGCUGCUAUCCUAGAUCUUCUCUGUUAUAUAUUCAUAGUAAAUCUAAAGUUACCAUGCUGCUUUGAUUUUACAUAGAGUGCUGCUUUAACAGAAAUAUUGAAAUACCAUGCUUCUUUAAAACAUUCUGGGGAGAACACUGGAUUAUGAUUGUAAGUUCAGUACAUAUAAAAGGAAAUUGAAUUAUUUAUUUCACUCAUCUAUUGCGCAAAUUAUAAUGGAUUAUUAGCUCACCCGGUCCGAAGGUCCAAGGUGAGCUUAUGCCAUACCGUGGCGUCCGUCGUCUGUCCGUACGUUCUUUAAACGACUUCUCCUUCUUAACCACUGAUAAGGAUUUAACUGAAUCUAACUGGAAGCAUCCCUAGGUGGUGGGGAUUCAAAAUUGUACAAAUAGUUGGGCUGUCCUUGCAGGAGCUGAGA
Molecule: messenger RNA, 6025 nt
Organism: Mizuhopecten yessoensis (Yesso scallop)
Lineage: Eukaryota; Metazoa; Mollusca; Bivalvia; Pectinida; Pectinidae
Product: probable ATP-dependent RNA helicase DDX58
Exons: 15
Coding region: 34-3471 (1145 amino acids)
Cellular component (GO): cytoplasm
Molecular function (GO): ATP hydrolysis activity; ATP binding; nucleic acid binding
Source: RefSeq, a predicted model, not a curated record